CUCUACCCCGCGCCCGAGCGCCUCCUCCGCGAGCUCGCCUGCCCGCACGGCCAUGGCGCCGCCGGCCUCCAUGGUUCGCCUUCGCCCAGCGCGUCCCGCCUCGUUCCCGGAUGGAACCGGUGUUCCUGCGCCUCCUCCUCACCUUGAAGCCCCGUGCCCGGUCCCGUCCAUCCCGUCCCCCUUGUCCCUCGGUAGCUCCUCCGUCGCCCGCCUCCAUUCGCCGACCCCAAGCGGCUGCAUCCACGCCCGAGGCCCCUACCGCUUGCCUGACGACGUCGUCGGCGACCAGCAGGAGGCCGACGCUGCUCUGCGAGAUGAUGCUGUCGUGCUCCUGCCCCGUUCGCCUCGUGUCCUUCUGGUUCCGGACAACGCCGAGCUCCGCUCCAUCAAGCUGUCGAGGGCUACCUUCUCGGCCUCCUUCUCGCAGUUUCGUGCUCCCUCCUGCCGCUGCUCCGCCUCUCCUACUAUUGCUGAGCCGUUGACACAUGCCGCUGCCUUCAUGUCCACCGAGCUGCUCAGGUCGACUCCCAGCCCCGCACAACGAGCUCCAAGUGCCACACCGACCUGAGGACAUGGGAUUUUCACCAAGUAAUCUAUAGAUUUGAAUCGCUUGCACCAGGGUCACCUUCGUCAAGACCGAUGCCCGAACGAGCGCCCUUUGCGUGGCUUGCGACAAGGACCACUACCGUCGACCUCGUGGAUGUCAAGUUCGACUAUAACGUGUGUACGCCUACCAUCACGAAGACCCGUAUACGACUACCGUCGACCGCGAAGGGCUUGGAGUCAUCAAGUACCUCUUCGAUACGAACGUGUACGACUACUUCCACUACCGUCGACACGUGAACAACUACUUCCCACGACGACCCGUGAACGACUACUUCCUC
This is a messenger RNA of Triticum dicoccoides, 884 nucleotides long. RefSeq lists its product as uncharacterized. The coding region runs from base 53 to 568 and encodes 171 amino acids. The record is from RefSeq and is a predicted model, not a curated record. Lineage: Eukaryota; Viridiplantae; Streptophyta; Magnoliopsida; Poales; Poaceae. The transcript has 2 exons.